UGGCCACCCUUCCAGCCGCGGCGGACGUCGCGCGAGCCAAUCCCUAUCAUGUCUUCGCCUCCAUCCUUCUCAUAUCAAUGAUCACUAUAAUAGCUUUCUUUAUUCGUCAGCGGAAUCCCGAAGGACUUCCUUUACCCCCAGGACCAAAAGGCUAUGCGAUCAUUGGGAAUCUGUUCGAUAUACCAACAGAUAAGCCUUGGUUAGUGUUCCACGAAUGGUCCAAAAUUUAUGGCGACAUGGUCUACUUCAAGGUGUUCGGCCAGUCUUUCCUUGUCCUGCACAGCUUUCCAAGGACCCGUGACCUUUUUGACAAAAGGUCAUUCAACUAUUCUGACAGACCGCGUCUACCAAUGUUGGUUGAACUGAUGGGCUGGGACUACAACUUGGCUUUCAUGCCAUAUAGAACAUUGUGGCGUCGACACCGUCAAUUCUUCCGCGAACAUUUCCAUACAGAUGCAAUUCCAAAAUACAGCGACGUCCAAACUCUUGCUGUCAGGAGCUUUCUUAAGCGCCUCCUGCUCUCGCCAGAGAAUCUCAAAGAGCACAUCAGGCAGCUUCUCGCAGACGCCCUGUUGAACAUAAUAUACGGAAUCAAGAUAAAAGAAUCCAACGAUCCCUACGUCCAUAUGAUUGACGAGGCGUUGACUGGGAUCAACGAGGCUGGGAUUCCCGGAAAUUUUCUAGUCGACCAAAUUCCACUCUUGAAGUAUGUUCCGGCCUGGUUUCCUGGAGCAAGCUUCAAGCGAAAGGCUGCCCACUGGCGUAAGGCAACUGUCGACUCAGCGCGUGUUCCUUUUCGGUUCGUGAAAGAGCAGGUGGCCAGCGGAGUAGCGCCACCUUCCAUUGUUUCCGACGCUCUCAGUCACUUGUCGAAUAAGGAUGAAUUCCUGCGAGCUGAAGAGGAGAACAUCCUGGAAGGUGCAGCUUCUACAGCGUUUGCGGGAGGAGCGGAUACGGCUUUCUCCGCUUUACAAUUCUUCUUCCUCGCAAUGGCAAUGUACCCUGAAGUGCAACAGAAGGCUCAAUCCGAAAUCAACAAAGCUGUUGGUCCGAGCCGUCUUCCGCAAGCCCAGGACCGUGCUUCUUUGCCGAUGCCUGGGAUGAGCCUGUGCUUGUCAGCACCGGGACAUGCAUCCUCGAAGGAUGACGAGUAUAACGGCUAUUUCAUCCCGAAAGGGACCAUUGUAAUUGGAAAUAGCUGGGCGCUUUUGCACGACGAUGCAGUCUUUCCGGAUCCUUUUGAGUUCAAACCUGACCGAUACCUAAAGGGCGGGCAGUUGGGUUCUGAUGCGAAAGGCCCAGAAGCAGCAUUCGGUUUUGGUCGUCGGUUCCUUAGUGAGAACUCACUUUAUGUCGUUAUAUCCUCUGUCUUGGCAGUGUACGAUAUUCGACCGCCUGUGGACGAACAAGGUACUCCGAAGAGGCUCACAACAGAAGUCACGACUUCUCUCGUAUCGUGCCCUCUUCCUUUCGAGUGUAUCAUCAAGCCACGUCCACAGACAGCUGAAUCACUCGUCUACAAGUACUCUGAGGGCGAGAAAAAGGAGUACUAGA
Messenger RNA from Cyclocybe aegerita, 1554 nucleotides. The record is from the annotation of a GenBank genome assembly. NCBI's taxonomy places the organism in Eukaryota, Fungi, Basidiomycota, Agaricomycetes, Agaricales, Hemipholiotaceae.